GCAGAAUUCUGAAUUCCUACUGCGUUUACUUCGCCGAGAAGGCGAAGAAGAAAGAAGGAAGAAAAAAAGAAGGCAUCCUAACAAGAAAGAAAAAAGAAAAACAGAAAACCCAUUCCAGGAGGAGUGAAGAGAGUGAGAGCUUUCCAGAUUGUCUGCAAUGGAGGAGGUUUCGUCGCCAACUUCUCCGUGUGGCUCCGCACAAUCUUGUCCGGUUUCACCGUCUCCGUUCGCCGUCCUCCCUGUAGCGUCGCUCAAGAACAGAAUCGUCGAGAAAAUCAGGGAAAAUCGCGUUACUCUCAUAGUCGGCGAGACUGGCUGCGGGAAGAGCUCUCAGGUUCCGCAGUUUCUCCUGGAGCAAGACAUGGCUCCUGUUCUAUGCACACAGCCGAGGAGAUUUGCUGUUGUUGCUGUGGCAAAAAUGGUUGCGCAAGCUCGUAACUGUGAGCUGGGAGGAGAGGUUGGAUAUCACAUAGGCCAUUCAAAGGUCUUAUCAACCACGUCAAAGAUUGUGUUCAAGACUGCUGGAGUCUUGCUUGAUGAAAUGCGGGAUAAAGGGUUUAAUGCACUCAAGUACAAGGUCAUCAUUCUUGACGAAGUGCACGAAAGAUCUGUUGAGUCUGAUCUUGUCCUUGUCUGUGUGAAGCAGUUUCUUCAAAGGAACAAUGAUCUGAGGGUUGUUUUGAUGUCUGCAACUGCUGAUAUUGGAAGGUAUAGAGAUUAUUUUAGAGAUCUUGGCAGGGGAGAAAGAGUUGAAGUGCUUGCCAUUCCUAGCCCUGAUGAACAAUUUGUUUUCCAGAAAAAGGUGUUAUAUCUCGAACAGAUUACAAGGUUUCUUGGAUUCAGUUCAGAAUCCCUAGCUUCCAGAUAUUGUUCCGGACCCAGUCCUUCAGUGGCUGGUGCUGAUAUGAAGCCUGAUGUACAUAAAAUCAUCCACGAUCUUAUUCAGAACAUUCAUCAAAUUGAUCCAGAUAUUGAAAAGGGGAUUUUGGUUUUCCUUCCAACUUACCGUGACUUGGAGCAGCAGUGGUAUCUCUUGAAGCCAUUCACUCACCUUUUCAAAGUUCAUGUUCUACAUAGUAGUAUUGAAACUAGUGAAGCUCUUCUGGCUAUGAGAAUCUGCAAGUCCCAUCGAAAGGUUAUAUUGGCCACUAACAUUGCCGAGUCAUCCGUGACAAUACCCAAUGUUGCUCAUGUCAUCGAUUCAUGUCGAUCUCUACAAGUUUUCUGGAGCCCUACAUUGAAAAGAGACUGUACAAAGCUUGUUUGGGUUUCUAAGUCUCAGGCUGAUCAACGCAAGGGGAGAACUGGUCGAACUUGUGAUGGUCAGAUAUAUCGGUUGGUCCCAGGAUCUUUUUUCGGUCAACUAGAGGAUUACGAGUGUCCAACUAUACAGAAGCUAUCAUUGCGUUUGCACGUGCUUCUGAUUAGCUGUGCUGCAGCAAGGACUAUAAAUGAUCCCAAGGGCUUACUACGCAAGGCCUUGGAUCCUCCCAGUCCCGAAGUUGUUGAAGAUGCUUUAACUAUGCUUGUUAGAGUGAAGGCUCUUGAUAGAACUAAUCCAAGUGGUCGAUGCGUGCCAACGUUUUAUGGGCACUUACUUGCCAGCUUCUCCCUGACAUUUGAUGCUUCAGUUCUUAUUGUUAAGUUUGGGAGCAUUGGAAUGCUGCGGGAGGGUGUGCUUUUGGCUAUUUUGAUGGACACUGUGCCUGUACCAAUUCUUCGACCUUUUGGAGAGGAACAUCUGUAUAAGCAAUAUACUGGUGGCGAUUAUGGUGGUGAUUGCAGCAGUAAAGUCAAAAUGGGUCCAAAGGAGAUGGAAUUGCUUGGGAACUUAAAUGCAUAUCAGUUCUGGCAACGUGUUUUCAGGGAUAAGCACCGGAUGGAACGAUUGAAGCACAUCUCGAAAUCAAAGGGGACGGAAGGCUUGAUUUCCCUGUUUCCAGCGAUGGAAGAAGAGUGGUGCUCAUUCCAUAACCUUGUAAAGGAAUCAUUACAUCAUGUAUCAGAGAGAUAUGAGGAUAUAAUGACUUCGCUGCAUCGAUUUCGGCCAAAAUUUCUCAGCCAAUGCGAUGGCCUACCAGUUUAUUAUGAGCCUCAUCAAUAUGUUCAUACCUGUCAUCCACAAUGUGAGCCACGCAGGGAUGCAGUGUUCGCUACUGCAGAAGAUGAGCACCAAGAAGAAUUUUGUGAAAUGGAAAAGUGCACUGGGGCACCAUAUGUUGCUUCUGAUCAGUUCAAAACCAUUGAAGUAGCCAGAAAUUUCUCAAAUAUUGUCAAAGAGGUGCGAGUCCAGAGCACGGAGGAGAUGCCUACAAAUCUUUCUAAUCAUGCUAAUGGUGAUUCUUCUUAUACCAAUGGGAUGGCUCUUCAAUGUGCAUAUUUUGCAAAUGGAUACUGCCACAGGGGCGAUCAGUGCUUGUUUUCUCAUUCAUCGCAAGCAAGGAGAGCUCCAUGCAACUUCUUCUUCUCUCUGCAGGGUUGUCGCAAUGGGGAGACAUGUCGCUAUUCUCAUGAUUCUGGACAACCAAUCUCAUCAUUCAUUUCAACCCGAUGCCCCCCUGAGGACGAUGGAGCCGAUGCUGGAUCCCUUUUACGACUGUUUCCAACGUUUUCCUGCGAUGGAUUCGUUCUACUAUUAGACGACCCUGAUUUGCGCCUAACUUCGAAUUUGACUUCUCACUAUGAUCCGUCGAGAAUAAUUUCCACGACAAGCAUGUCAAACACCUCCGUCUACGACCCAGCGUUGCGAGGCGUUCGAAUCCUCUGGGGACUCAGCAACCCCCAUGAGACGUUCCUUUCUGAUGGCAGGUGGGAUGAUGAGGUCCCAUGGAGCGCAGUCGAGUGCAUUCUGUGGUCCCCCAACUUGGAAACAUACGACGAGAGCUGGGAGAAGCAGCAAGUUGUCGUGCAGGAGUUGUUUGAGCGUCUAGCCGUCCGAAUUUUAGCCGAUGACUUGUGCGAAGCACGACUGAUCCUCAUCAUCAACAAUAUCAAAUUCUCUCAGCUGCAGGUGGAAAAGCUGGGCAGAGAAUGCUUCUUCUUCCUGAGGGAGUCAUUCCCUUUCGACGAAGGAACGUUUGGGAAGAUCCCUGGAUCGGUUGCGAGCCAGAAGGCGAUGGUGGUCUACAAGACGGUGGCGUACGUGUUUGAGAUGUGCCCGCCCAGCCAUGUUGAAUUGGGCGAUUACAGAGCUGCAAUCAGGAAGGGUUUAUGGGGCAUAGACGAUAGCCGCAGCAGAAGCUCUUCCACAUUGGAUUUGCGCGGCCUCAAUGGCGUCGUGAGGGGUUUGAGGCUGUAGCUGCCUUGACUAUGAAGACUAGCAGCUGCAGAGCCUGGAUGGUACACACUUGCCAACCAAACCAGUUGUUUUGCACAGAGAUUUUGGCUUCUUAGAGAGAUAUAUUGCGCCCGCAGAUGCCUGCAUGAUCUUGGGUUGAACCGUAGUUUCUUACUGGUUCGGCGUUCUACUUACCAACUUUGCCAAGCCUGAAGCUUGCGGGGUUAAAAGUUACAUCUUUUCCGGUCUUCGUGCUAAGGACUUGAAUGGUAUUACUUGUGUUGCGCAGAUCCAAUGGCAAGGGACUUGCGUUGCAUUUGAUAACCACAUGACAUGAAUGACGACCCAAAACGCGUUCCGGAAGGUUUAUUACCUUAUAUUUGGCACUACACAUGUUGUUUACAUUUUAUGGUUUAUGUUAAGAAAUAAUGAUAUCGUAAAUCAUUAGUAAUUAAUAUUUUGAAA
Messenger RNA from Linum tenue, 3742 nucleotides. NCBI's taxonomy places the organism in Eukaryota, Viridiplantae, Streptophyta, Magnoliopsida, Malpighiales, Linaceae. The record is from the annotation of a GenBank genome assembly.